Messenger RNA from Cantharellus anzutake, 793 nucleotides. RefSeq lists its product as uncharacterized. The annotation marks the transcript as partial. The record is from RefSeq and is a predicted model, not a curated record. The transcript has a single exon. Gene Ontology annotation, biological process: protein phosphorylation. Gene Ontology annotation, molecular function: ATP binding; protein kinase activity. Lineage: Eukaryota; Fungi; Basidiomycota; Agaricomycetes; Cantharellales; Hydnaceae.
GGUGCCCAUAUUGGUUUUGCAGGCGCCCUGUGGACCACACGCCCUCAUCUACAGGUUUUAGCACCUACUUUGCCGCUCUUCUAUCACACAUCCGACGUCGAUAUGCGGAUGCAAACCGCGCGUUUUUUGGGUGCAGCGAAGAAGGCGAUUCUCGUGUUGAAGAACUACUACGAAUCCCAACUUGCAUGUACUACUGCCCCGUCCCCCGCCCAGCCACCCAACGUGGAAUUCCCGCACCCUACCCACUUCCUUUCUCUGGACAACGUUACAAACCACUCAUUCGAAUACUUAUCUCCCCUUAACGAGGAGAAACUCGUAUUCUAUGGCACUGCCGGUGAUGACAAAAUAUGCAUCAAGUUCGUCCGUCGAUACUCGAAGGAUGCGCAUCACACAUGCUCAUUAUUAGGAUUCGCGCCUGCCUUGAGGGGCUUUCAGUCCAUUCCCGGUGGAUGGUCUAUGGUUGUCAUGGAUUUCAUCGAUAAUACUUAUCAUGAAUUGGAGGAUUCAUAUGCGAAAGCCUCAUUUGAAACCGAAAUCCGGACGAAGGUGACCAGUCUCCACCAAGCAGGAUAUGUGCACGGCGACAUUCGAACUACCAACAUCAUGGUCCGGAAAGACGGUAAGCCUGGGAUCCUCCUAGUCGACUUUGACUGGGCAGGUAAAAUUGAAGAAGUGCGAUAUCCAAUGAACAUGAAUAAUGUUGAUAUCAAGCGACCCGAAGGAGCAUCUGAUGACCAGCUUAUUAAGGCUGAGCAUGAUAUCGCUAUGAUUGGUUACAUGUUUGAGUAGCAGU